This is a messenger RNA of Prosopis cineraria, 924 nucleotides long. RefSeq names its product putative UPF0481 protein At3g02645. Lineage: Eukaryota; Viridiplantae; Streptophyta; Magnoliopsida; Fabales; Fabaceae. The transcript has 2 exons. The coding region runs from base 1 to 924 and encodes 307 amino acids. The record is from RefSeq and is a predicted model, not a curated record.
AUGAAUGAAGCAGCCUACACUCCUACUAUGGUUUCCAUUGGUCCAUAUCACCAUGGAGAUGGAAAAUUGGAAUCAAUGGAAAAGAUCAAAUUGGUUUUCCUAAAUCAAUUUUUGAACAGGAUUUCGGGAAAUUCAUUGGGGUAUUAUGUUGAAGCUAUAAGAAAUAAGGAAGGUGAAAUCCGACGCUCUUAUUCAGAGACCAUAUCAAUGACCAGUGAUGUAUUUGCAAUCCUGCCUGAUAUAAUUAAUAAUGUAAAACUUCGCAAAAAGUUUACAUUUGAAUAUUUCAUUCAACACCACCUUCCUAGACUACCCGAUGGUACAGUGAAAGUGCAUCACUUGUGUGAUAUGCUAAGAAUCUUCUACGCACGACAUGAUGGACCACCAAGAGAAGAUAAUGUUAGAACAACUGAUCCCAAGCCUAUAUUUAGUGCAAGUAAACUACAUGAUGCAGGAAUUAUAUUUGAGGUCAAGGAAGAUGAUCCAAGCUUAAUGGAGCUGCAAUAUUCAAAAGGAGUGUUGAAAGUCCCAAAAAUUGUGUUUGAAGAUGUGACUGAGACCAUACUCAGAAAUGUAGUUGCAUUUGAGCAAUGUCACCCUCUUUUGUCGAGAACCGUGACUGAUUACAUAAUCCUCUUGCAUUAUCUUCUCAACACGGGGAAAGAUGUUGAACUGCUUGUUGAGAAGGGAAUUGUGGAUAACUUUUUGGAGGAGGAUGGUGCAUUGGCUUUUGUAGCUACGAGACUGGAUAGAAAUGUUACCGAAGUAGAUUGGAAGUACUAUAGGUCUCUAUUUGCAGAACUAAACGAGUUUUAUGAUAACCCUUAUCACAAGCACAAAGCAAUAUUUAAACAACAAUAUUUGAGCACUUCCUGGAAGGUGGCAUCUUUCUUUGGUGCAAUUCCGCUUCUUUUUCUCACUUGA